This is a messenger RNA of Crotalus tigris (Tiger rattlesnake), 3672 nucleotides long. It is a transcript of the gene FERRY3, whose product is annotated as chromosome unknown C12orf4 homolog. The record is from RefSeq and is a predicted model, not a curated record. Bases 31 to 1656 code for a protein of 541 amino acids. Lineage: Eukaryota; Metazoa; Chordata; Lepidosauria; Squamata; Viperidae. The transcript has a single exon. Gene Ontology annotation, biological process: regulation of mast cell degranulation. Gene Ontology annotation, cellular component: cytoplasm.
AGGAAGAGUCGCUAAGGAAAAAGCCGCAGGAUGGAGAGAGAAUUUGUGUAUGAAUUCAACGCUGGGAACCAGCAUUUUGUGCUUACCGUGCCGCUGACCUUCCCUGCCCAAGAAAAUGUUAGUCAUUUGCCUAGGCGUCUGAUGCUUCUUCAUAAUUUGCCUUGCUUCGUAGAAAAUGGCUUAAGAGAGUCUCUUGCUAAAUUCAUAGAGGAGGAAUCUGUAGAAGAUUUUGACAGAGAAGCAGAAGCGGCUCUAGAAGCUGUAAAAUCUGGUAAAAUGGAUUUACACCAGCUGGCGAAGGCUUGGGCCCAAGCUUACACUGAAGCAACAUCAGAGUAUGCCAGACCAGAAGACCCCAGCUGGGAUGAAGAUUUUGCAGAUGUUUAUCAUGACUUGAUCCACUCUCCUGCCUCUGAAACUCUGUUAAACUUGGAACAUAAUUAUUUUGUUAGCAUCUCUGAAUUAAUAAGUGAAAGGGACAUGGAGCUAAAAAAACUGCGAGAAAGACAAAGAGCAGAAAUGGAUAAGGUGAUGCAAGAACUGGGGAAAUCAUUAACAGAUCAAGAUGUAAACAAGUUGGCAGCUCAGCACUUUGAAUCCCAGCAGCUACUGGAGAACAAGUGGAACAAUGAAUUGAAACAAACCACGGCAAUCCAAAAACAAGAGUAUCAAGAAUGGGUUGUAAAACUUCACCAGGAUCUGAAAAAUCCCAACAGUACUAUUGGUGAUGAGAUCAAAGUUACUCCUAAUCAGUGGAGAGAAUCUGAAGAAGGAACUGGAAGACUCUUUGAGGACCAGAGGCAAUUGGAAGAAAGUUUCACUAUCCAUUUGGGAGCACAGCUGAAAACCAUGCAUAAUCUGCGACUACUGAGGGCAGAUAUGCUGGAUUUCUGCAAGCACAAGCGCAGUCACCGCAGCGGAGUCAAACUCCACCGUCUUCAAACUGCACUAUCACUUUAUUCAACUUCCCUUUGUGGUCUAGUCUUGCUAGUAGAUAAUCGCAUCAGUUCGUAUAGUGGGAUCAAAAGAGAUUUUGCAACAGUUUGCCAGGAGUGUACAGAUUUCCAUUUUCCUGGAGUUCAGGAGCAGCUUGAAGUUGUUCAGCAAGUUGUCCUUUAUGCUCGAGCACAACACAGUAGUAAGGCCAAAAAACUAAGUGAAGCAGGAAACAGAAAUAGUGGCAAUGAAGAUAAAUCUAAGAAUGGGGAACAGAAUCAAUUAAAUAUUUUUCCAGGAGAAUUUUAUAUCACCCGACAUUCAAAUCUCUCUGAAAUUCAUGUGACUUUUCAUCUUUGUGUGGAUGACAAUGUGAGGUCAGGUAAUAUUACAGCCCGGGAUCCUGCAAUCAUGGGCCUCCGAAAUAUCCUUAAAGUGUGCUGCACCCAUGACAUCACCACAAUUAGUAUUCCUCUUCUGCUGAUACAUGAUAUGUCUGAAGAAAUGACAAUAUCUUGGUGCCUGAAAAGAGCAGAACUUGUAUUUAAGUGUGUCAAAGGAUUUAUGAUGGAAAUGGCUUCCUGGGAUGGUGGGAUUUCUCGAACUGUUCAAUUCUUGGUACCACAAAGUAUUUCUGAAGAAAUGUUUUACCAACUGAGUAACAUGUUGCCACAGAUUUUCCGUGUGUCAUCUACGCUAACUCUGACAUCCAAACACUGAACUCCCUCCAAAGUUCUGCAAAAUUAAUAAGAUGAUACUGGAUUUUAAUAUCUGAAACAUUCUGAUAACUUGAACAUGAUUGAGGAAAUUCCUAACAAGCAUCUACAAUAUUAAAAAAAAAAAAAUCACUGUACUUUCAUGCCUAUACAAAGGGAAAUGGGUAAUGGGUUAUUUUUUUUCUUUCUUUAUUUUUAUUUUAUUUUUGCCAUUUUGUAUUCCAGGCCUACCCACUGUUAAAUGCUAUUCUAAGGUCCUUCCAACUCUUAGAUAACAAGAACUGUAGUAGAAAGAUGGGAAGCUAAAAAUGUCUGUGUAUAACUGGAAAGUAGCUGUAUGUUGAAAAUAUAAUUAUCAAAGGAAAAAACUGUUGCUUUUUUUCUAGAUAUGGAUGCAUUCACAUAGAAGUUUACUUACCUGUUUUGUUUUGAGUGUGAUACCAAUUUGUUACUUCACAGAAUAGAAUGUUAACACAGGUAAAUAUAAUAACACAUGCUAAACAGUUUUUAUAUUAGCAGAUGGGAUUUUAGAUUAUAUUUUAUUCUGUAGGGCUGUAACUCCUACUUUGAAAUAUUUGGCUGGAUUUUUGCAGCCCAAAUAUAGUAGUUAUAUUUGAGAUGGCAUUAUGUUUUGGUCUUGAGUUCAUAAAAGAGAUAAACAUGGAGAAUUCAAAACCACUGCAGUAAAUUAAGAGCUUUAAUUUUUUAAUAAGAGCAGGGAAGCAAUUCAUGUCCUUCCAAUUUCAUUGUGGGAUUCAUGCACUUUACCUAACCAUAUACUGUGACCUUUGCUUGGUUUUAACUUCAUAUGUUGUGUAAACUCAGCCAUUGUAGUUUGUAAAUCAUGGCUUAAAAAUUGAUUCACACGAUGUGUAGAAAAUAUUUCCUCUGAAAAGACAUAAGAUAUUUUCUAUACUAUAGAUCAGCGGUUCUCAACCUAUGGGUCGCGACCCCAUUUGGGGUCGAUCGACCAUUUUGCGGGGGUCGCGAAACAACGCGAUCUGCCAUUUUCCCCCCCAGGGGGCGGCGCCGCGCAUGUGUGCCGCGCAUGCGUGUGACGGGGUCGCCGUCACACAAAGAUUGAGAAUUGCUGCUAUAGAUAGUAAAGAUAACAUCAGAACAACUACAUCUUAGUUAUCUUUCUGCCAGUAAGCAAAAACAUUUUCCUUUAUAAAGUACAUUGAAGGGCUUCUGUUGUUGAUUUGGUCGAACAUGGUGCUGUUCGAUAAUGGUAAUAGUGGAGAAAGAUGGGAUUGAAGUUGAAGAAAUACAUUAUUUUUAAAAAAAUAUAACUAUAAUUAAACCAGACAUGCUUCUGCUCUGCUCUUGGUACAGGCAUGCCUCUUUCAUCUAGAUUAAGAAAUGAGUUUGUAACCCACAGUUAAUACUAAUAUCAGUUUGAUUUUAAGUUGGUAUUUAAAUAUAUAUAUAUAUAUAAACAAGAUAAUGGAGUAUAUAGAGAAGAAAAUACAUAUAACUCAGAUUAUGCCUGGCUCAUAUGCAAUUAUUAUGACUUUGUUGUGCAUAAUAAAUAUAAAUUAAGUGAAGGAAAAUCAUAUAUUGCCAUUUUGGUGGUCAAAUUUCCCACUGUGGAGAUUUUCUAACAUAUUUGUCACCUUGGCAACAUUUCCAGUUCUUUCCUGUUUUCCAGGAUCUUGUUAAUACUUGUCUCUUAAGGUAUUGCUUGGAUUAUCCAGAAGAAAAAGAAAAAGGCCAAGUUAAGAUCCAAUGAAAUAAUCAGAGUUAUGGCUUGCCUAUUUAAUAAAAACUUAAAUCCAAAACGAUUGAAAUAUUUUAGAGAUAGUCCUCAACUUAUGACCAGUUGCUUAGUGACUGUUUGAAGUUAUGAUGGAUCUUAAAAGUACUUAUGACACAGAUUCAAAGUUCGAAGGCUGGGUUCCCCUGCAGUCAUAUGAUUGCAUUUUUGGCAAUUAGCAAGCAGCCCACAUUUAUUUAUUUAUUUAUUUAUGAGACUUAUAUACCGCUUUAAGUGCAAGCACUCUCUAAGCGGUGUACACCA